AUCGGGAUCGGGACCGGGAUCGGGACCGGGACCGGGACCGUGUCCGGGAUGAGGAGGGCGCGUCCGAGCGGGGCCCGGGCGCAGCCUACCACAUGUUCGUGCUGAUGGAGGAGCUGCUGGACAAGCUGAAGCUGCUGAGCUACGAGGAGGCCCUGCGGCCCCACAACAUGCGGCCUCUCUCCAGGCACUACUUUGCACUGCCCACUAAUCCUGGAGAGCAGUUCUUUAUGUUCUGCAUGCUCGCUGCCUGGCUCAUCACUAAAGCAGGACAUCCCUUCCAACAGCCACAGGAAUACGAUGAUCCCAAUGCGAUAAUAUCCAACAUACUCUCACAAUUGCGGUCAUUUGGAAGGCCUGUGGAUUUUCCUCCCUCAAAAUUAAAGGCAGGUUGUGGAGAGCAAGUGUGUUAUGUUCUUGAUUGUUUGGCUGAAGAAGCCUUGAAAUACACUGGCUUUAGCUGGAAAAGGCCAGUAUAUCCAACAGAAGAGCUAGAAGAAGAAGAAAUAACAGAAGAUGAUGCAGAAUUAAUACUUAAUAAGCUUGAAGAGGAUGUUGUGGAAGAAGAGUCAGACAAUGAAGAAGAUUUUAUUGACCUGAAUGUUCUAAAGGGACAAACGUACAGAUCAGACAUGAAUGACACUCCAAAGCAUGAAGAGAUUUUGCAGUCCACAACAGAUGCAGUAGAGUGGAAUCUGGAAGUGGAACGUGUGCUUCCACAGCUCAAAGUUACAGUCAGGACUGACAACAAGGAUUGGAGGAUUCAUGUAGAUCAAAUGCAUCAGCAUAAGGAUGGAAUUGAUUCUUCUUUGAAAGAAACUAGGGGUUACCUCGACAAACUCCAUAAUGAAAUCAGCAAAACAUUGGAAAAGAUCAAUAGCAGGGAAAAGUACAUCAACAAUCAGCUGGAGCACUUGAUUCAAGAGUACCGUUCAGCACAAGCCUUGCUGAGUGAGGCUAAAGAGAAGUACCAGGAGGGAAGUGGAGGAGUAACUGAAAGGACUAAAGUGCUCUCUGAGAUUACAGAAGCAUUAGAAAGAGUAAAGCAGGAAACGGAAGAGAAAGGAAGCAGUAUGACUGAUGGUGCUCCUCUAGUGAAGAUUAAACAGGCCUUAACAAAACUGAAGCAAGAAACCAUUCAUAUGGAUAUACAAAUUGGUGUGGUGGAACACACAUUACUCCAGUCAAAGCUGAAAGAGAAGUCCAAUAUGGCUAGAGAUAUGCAUGCAGCAAUGAUUCCAGAAGCCACAGUAGGUGCCUAUUAAAACUGUUUGGAGCUGAUGUGCUUUGCCCAAAAUACAGUUUUUCUACUGUUUGUUAUUUGAUAAUUCAGAAGUUUCCUUUUUGUUGGGGAAGGAAAACUUUGUUUCUUGUUUAUUUUUCACAAGAUGCUUGCCAUGCCCUUUUAAGAAGUAACAUGCACACUUUGGACUGAACAUGGAGCCAUUUGUAGCUUUGUGCUGUAAGGAUUUACUGCAGAUGCCUUCCAAAUAUGCUAAUAAAUUCUUAUUAAUGAACCUC
This is a messenger RNA of Melopsittacus undulatus (budgerigar), 1518 nucleotides long. RefSeq names its product intraflagellar transport 57 (gene IFT57). Gene Ontology annotation, biological process: non-motile cilium assembly; intraciliary transport. NCBI's taxonomy places the organism in Eukaryota, Metazoa, Chordata, Aves, Psittaciformes, Psittaculidae. The record is from RefSeq and is a predicted model, not a curated record. The coding region runs from base 93 to 1262 and encodes 389 amino acids. Gene Ontology annotation, cellular component: intraciliary transport particle B; Golgi apparatus; cilium. The transcript is spliced from 11 exons.